AUGCAGGGGGCCCCUGUGGGCGGAGCCGAGCCCCUGGGGCCCCCAGGGGCCUCCGGGGCCUCACGAAACCCUGCAGGCGGGUGUCUUAAGGAGGUCGUUGCUCUGGUGGCUGCGAUUGUACGCCGCAGCUUUUCUCCCGAAUCUCUUCAACAGGCAACCGACCGCUUGCGGCUCCUUAACCCCAGCGCAAGCUCCGCUCAGCGACGGGAGGCGGCAGCAUCCCUAGAACAACUCGAGGCAGCUCCAGCCUGCACAGCAUUCAAUGCCGCUAUUCGGCAGCACCUCUUUGCCGCCUUCUCACUUGUACCUCCCGCUGCUUCCUCUGCUAGUCAGGAUAGUGCUGCAGGCCCUCCCGCGGGAGACAAGCCUGGCCCCCCUGUGACUCUGCGAGCUGCACACUGGAGCAACAGCGGCUGCGGCUGCUUCAACUCAAAGGUCACGGUAGAUGCCACACUUCUGCAGCGACGUCUAACACGCGAACUGCUUGAGCUGAUGCUGCAGCUCCUUGACUUCCCAGCGCUGCUGCCGUGGCUCUUCGAGGCCUUCUGUGUCGUUGGAAUUUCUCUGCACAUCUUGCUAGUGCUGCACGCAUCUGCUACUGCAAAGGCAGACGCAAACGAAGGAGCGCCUGCACGAACCCCAGCAGCUGUUCAGCCGCCAUCUGCGGCUGCGCUGCGGUGGCCUUUAGGAGUUGAGGUCGUGUUAGGGCCUCACCGUCGAGACUGCAUCAAUGCUUCCAGCAACACCAAGAGCAACAACAACGGCACGGGAGCCGCUGUACUCUGGACGUUUGAGGGGUCUGCCUCUGCACAGCUGCCGCCAGUGCCUCGAAGUACUCUGGAAGCUGCAGCUGGUUUCGUCUGCACCUCUGCAGCGAUUUUCUCAAAUGCUGCUGUCGCAGCAGCAGCAAUCGCCGAAGACGCGCCAAAAACAGCGGCAACACCCGCUGCUGUUGCAGAAGACUGGGCCUCCCUGCUUCUGCAGGCUUCUCUGCAAUCGUGGCUCAGCAGUCUGCCGCUGAUGUCACUUCUUGCUGCUAGUGCUGCCGAUGCGGAAGCCUACGCUGCGAUGAAAGCAUAUGUUUCUGCAUCGGCAGGCGGCUCACCGGCCGCGUCCCCUGCUGCCGUUGCACUCUCUAGCUUGAGACAGCUUGCGGAGGCUUGUGGCAUCGGUCGAUGCUCCCUCUCAGGAUUUGUCAGCCCCCCUAAAGGGCACUGGCAGCAGCAGCAGCAGCAGCUUCAGCGCCAGAUUCAAGGGCCUAGCGCAUUACCUUUGCUCUUUGCUGCAGCAACCGCACCGGCCGUUCCCCAAAACUGCUGCACACUGCAGCUGCGGCGCUUGCAGCGGGUGGCAUCGCAAGGACUUGCUGCAGCUGGAAGCAUGUGCAUCGCAGCCCUCGCUGCAGCUGCAAAUACACAUCCCCGCAGAUUUCUCCAGCAGCCGCACCAAGGGGAACAGGCACCUGUGUGGCUUGUGGCUACUGCAGCGGCGGAGGCGCAAAGCCUCGAGAUCUCGUGCAGAGAGCAGAGCGGAAGCACGUCCUUGUACACUGCUGACGCUGCAGCUGCGUCUGCCACGCUGCAGCGACGGCUGCAGGAGUGUCCACUUAGCUCUUGUUGGGAGGCUGGAGUAUCUUCUAGCGCUAAUCUCCGGAGCGCCUUGUGCAGCUUGCUGUUGCAGGAAUGCUCAGUGGCAGCAACGAUGCUGGAAUUUGAAGGGCGCCACCAAACCCACCAAAAACCCCACGCCUCCCAGCAGCAGCACCAGCAGCAGCAGAAAAUAUGUCUGUUGCUCGAUGCGUGCAUGCGAGCGCGCCUUUCUGCUCAGCUGAUGCUGCGUCUCCUCAAGGGCAGUUCCCUGCGUUGCCAUGCAUUCUUUGACAUUGGAGGGAGUAACCCUGUGGCCCUGCAGCAGCACCGACAGCAGCAGCCUUGCCAAACAAUGUUUCCGUGGCAUCUCCUGUCCAAAAUCGCCGCAAGUUGGAUGGCGCUGACGAGGAUCAUGGAAAGCUGUGAGGGGGCGCACCCUGCGAAAUGUUCACUAGGUGGCGCCUUCCCCAGUGAACGCCGUCCUCAUUUAUCCCCUGGCCUGUUGUCUUCCGUCUCUUGGGAGGCUUCCUGCUGUUUGUUGAAGCACCCCCAUGUUGCGCCUUCAUGUGCGGAUACACUCCGAGUCCUCGAGGCCUUCUUAGCAGCAGCCGUCCGAGCAGCGCCUUUUGAAGAGCUGAGGCAGCUACGCAAGACUUUUCUUGAGGGAACGCUUCCGGAUGCUGCUCCGCCGCCUUCUGCUGUCGCUCUCCCCGCCGCUGCAGAACACACGGAGGAAAAAAUCCACAGGGCGGGGGGGUUGUCCAUAUUUUUAAAUCUGAUUAUUACUGCAGCAGAAGGGGCAGCGGAGCGCGAUGGUGCUGCAUCAGGCUCCCAUCCCUUGACUUCGCGCCAGACGCACGAGCAGCAGGCGCAGUGGGUGCUGCAGGUUCGGCAAGAGCAACUUCUUUUGCAGCAAAUGGCUCUUCGAAUGAUUGAGGAGACAGCCUUGGACUUCCCUUUGGCCUUCCACGCCCAAUGCUGUGCGACACCUGACGCACCGCGUCUUCAUCAGCAGCACCAACAGCAAACACCGGCGAAGGCUGACAUUGGCAUCACUGUCCUGUGGUUUGCCGCUGCAGCACUUGCAGGGAGCAGCCGAAACAGCAUCUCCUCCCUACGCAGCAGUGAGGCACUGGCAGCCAGCGUUGCGGAAAAUGAGAGGCAGCUGAUUCAACGGUUGGUGCUGUGGAGCUACAGCAACCACCCGGCGCUCGCUUCCUUAGCCAGACGCUGCUGGAUAUGUCUCGCGUCCUUUGCAGCGGAGGCCUUCCCCCUUUCGCCGCAGCAGAGGCAGCAGCAGCAGCAGCAGCCACAACUGCGUGCUGCAGCAGCGCGGCUAUGCGCAAUGCUCUUUGCUGUUGCUACACACAGCAGGCCCUCAGGAUUUGAUUCAUCAGCAGCGAAUAAUGCGGAUGACGGACUGCUGCAACUGUGCAUAGGAGAAACACUGCAGCUUGUCCCCUCCGAGCAGCAAGUACGACUCUUUCGUUGCUUUGCAGUUGCGGCGCAUGAAGCUGUCGUUGCUGCGGCCCGUCAACGGGAGGAGCAGCAGCAACACCAGCAGACUGCACGCCGCUUUGCAGAGCAGCUACUGCAGCUGCCUCUCGCAUAUGGCGCUGAGGUGCUCAGUAGGCUCGGCUACGGGGAGCAGCAGCUCCCCAGCAGCAGCAGGAGCAAGAGCAGUCGUAGACACCAUAAAUCGCCUGUUUCGCUGCCGCUGUGGCUCAGCAUGCUUGCACCCAUGUCGGCUGCUGUGUUGCACUUUCCUCUUGGAAACGGGGGACCAAGCGCGACACCAGGGGCAGCACAGACGCUCGAGGCGCACUGCCGUUCUGUCCUGGAGGCGCUCUUGGAUGUAACCCAGAGGACUACAGCAGCAGAUGCCACUUUGCAGGAGCCUCCCCCAGUUUUGCAGCAGGAUGCAGCAGCUAGGGCUGCUGCUGCUGAGCUGCUGCAGAAGCACCAGGAGCAGCAACGACCAGUAAUGGCGAGGCAUGUGGACUUAGAAAGAGCGGCAGUGGAGGCCGUGUGCGAUACAGUCGCAACGUAUGCACAACUUGCAGCACCGGCAGCAGAGACUGUGCUGCUGCCUUUUGUCGAAGAGCUCUCCCAAUUCGUUGAGCAUUAUCUGUGCAGCCCCGAGAUGGCUGCUGCAGCUCCCCGAUUGUUCGCCUGCGCCAUUGCGCUUUCUUGCUGCUGCUGUGGCUUCCCCCUCUACCAGCCAAAUCAGUCCCAAGAGCAGCAAGUGGCGCACGAGCACAAACAGAAGGCAACGGCAGCUGCUGCGAGGCUGCAGCACGUUGUCCAAGCGGCUCUGCCCCCGAUGCUGCUGCUUCACCCAAUGCAAACUGCUGAAGCCCUUCUCAAAUGCCUGGAGAGGGGAUGGGCUCCACAUCUCGUUCAGGGCAUUCGUGCAGCGCUGCAGCAAGGGAAGGCAGAUUGCGAGAUGUUGCAGCUCCUGCAUUCUCUCGCUCAGAUAUCAGAGCAGCAAUGUGCAUCCCACAAUGGGAUAUAUGCAUUGCAGCAGCAACUGCAAGUGGAGCUGAGCACCCAAGAGCAGGAGCACGUGGCAUAUAUACUCAGACGCUCGCGCCUGCUGGACGGUGGCAGCACGCGAGUUCCUUGCGCCUUCCUCCAGCCCCUUUCCGCUAGUGCAGCAGUUGUGGCUGGUCCAUUGGGAGCAACUGACGCACAUGGCGCUGCCUCUAUCACUCCUUCGAGUACCCCUGGUCUGGAUCAUGCCGUAGCCUCUGUUGUGUCGCAGAGGCUGCUACAGCUGCUGCCUCUCAUGCCUUCUGCCUCUGCAGCGCAGGAGAUCACAGGUAAGGACGCAUGGGCCGCACAAAAGACGAUGAGAGUUUCUCAGGAGGCAGCAGGGCGUGAGCGCUUCCACUAG
Molecule: messenger RNA, 4485 nt
Organism: Cyclospora cayetanensis
Lineage: Eukaryota; Apicomplexa; Conoidasida; Eucoccidiorida; Eimeriidae
Exons: 4
Coding region: 1-4485 (1494 amino acids)
Source: RefSeq, a predicted model, not a curated record